Messenger RNA from Diospyros lotus (date-plum), 1368 nucleotides. RefSeq lists its product as uncharacterized. The record is from RefSeq and is a predicted model, not a curated record. Gene Ontology annotation, molecular function: nucleic acid binding; zinc ion binding. The transcript is spliced from 4 exons. Bases 1 to 1368 code for a protein of 455 amino acids. NCBI's taxonomy places the organism in Eukaryota, Viridiplantae, Streptophyta, Magnoliopsida, Ericales, Ebenaceae.
AUGAAGUUAAAGUUGGAUGAGAAAUUUCUUCCGCUAGAUUACUCACAGUCCUUGUACCAGAAGUUCCACCGUCUUUACUAUCGCAAUGAACAAUCUAUGGCUGAUUACACAGAGCAAUUCCAUAAGUUGUUGGGUCGGAUUAAUCUUAUGGAAAUAAAUGAUCAGCUUGUUGCAAGAAACACAAGUGGUUUCAAAGUCAAUCUUCAAGGGGAGUUAAUGAUGCAUCCCAUCCAUUCGCUUGAAGAGGCAUGUCAAAUGGUGCUUAAAGCAAAGGAAAAAUUUAAAUGGGCCUCUUUUAGAAAAGAUGACCGCAGUAAAGGUUUCAAGUGUGGUGAGGCUGGUCAUCAUGCAUAUGAAUGUCCUUCCAAGAAAGCUGAGGAGAAUGUUGUUCAAGAAGGACAAGAAGAAAAAGAUGAAGAGCCUAAAGGUGCAACUGAAAAGGAGUAUUGUGAACCUGACUGCGAUGUUGAAAGUCUUGUGAUUCGACGGGUAAUGACUGUUCAAGAAGAUGAUCAAUGGCUCUUCUUCCAAACUUAUUGCUUGACCAAUGAAAAAAAGUGUAUCUUGAUGGUUGAUACUAGAAGUGUAGAAAAUAUGGUGUCCAACACGAUGGUCGAAAAGUUGAAACUUCCAUUUGAGCAGCAUCCUAAACCCUACAAGGUGUCAUGGUUCAAGAAAGGAGGAGAGGUUUUGGUAACACAAAGAUGCCAGGUGAAAUUCUCCAUUGGAAAGUAUGAAGACAAGCUUUAUUUUGACGUCCAUCUUAUGGACGCUUGUUACUUACUCCUUGGGAGACCAUGGCAAUAUGAUCAAUGUGCUCAACAUGAUGGGAGGAAGAACACCUACAUAGUUAAGAAAGGUGGGGUAACAUUUGUGUUGAACCCUUUGAAGGAUGCCACCACGAGUGUGGCAUCUCAAGGCACGGUUAACUUGCUGUCCUAUAGAGUUUUCGAACAAGUUUUCAAUAAAGAAAAGGUGGCAUGUGCUUUGGUGGUUAUAGGGGAAGAUAAGGAAGAUGCUAGAGAUGUUCCUGAAGAAGUUUCAAGUCUAUUCCAUAGAUUUGAAGGUUAUAUUGUGAGUGCAGAGGGGAUGCAAAUGGAUGAGAAAAAGGAGUUUCAGUCGACUAAGGAAGCACAAAGGAGUUUUCAACUUUUGAAGGGAAAGCUUGUGGAAGCUCUAGUGCUAGCUCUACCCAACUUUUCAAAAAUAUUCCAAGAGUGUGAUGCUUCAAAUGUGGGUAUAGGUGUUGUCCUAAUGCAAGAAAGGAGCCCAAUUGCUUAUUUCAACGAGAAAUUAACUGAUGCCAAGAAGAGGUAUUCAACUUAUGACAAAGAGUUGUAUGCAAUUGUGCAAGCGUUGCAACAUUGA